Contarinia nasturtii (swede midge) is the source of this 1209-nucleotide messenger RNA. RefSeq lists its product as uncharacterized. The record is from RefSeq and is a predicted model, not a curated record. Lineage: Eukaryota; Metazoa; Arthropoda; Insecta; Diptera; Cecidomyiidae. Gene Ontology annotation, molecular function: SUMO transferase activity. Gene Ontology annotation, cellular component: synaptonemal complex. Bases 111 to 1163 code for a protein of 350 amino acids. The transcript has 7 exons. Gene Ontology annotation, biological process: homologous chromosome pairing at meiosis; reciprocal meiotic recombination; protein sumoylation.
UUUUGAGAUUGAGUUUAAGAAUUUUGUUUUUCGGAGUUUCAUAUUACGAUUUUUUCAACGUUUUAGUAAAUUUUGAGUUUAGAUAAAGAAGAAUUCAGUUUGGUACGAGAAUGACAACAACAACAAAUUCAGUGCAAUCCUCAUUUUCCGCCGGUUUUAAGUGGAUUCAUUGCAACAUGUGUUUAGCACCGUUUUCCGAAGAAAAGAAGUUCAUUUUGACGUCAUGUGAUGACAUGGUGAUUUGCUUGAAAUGCGCCAAUCAGUUACGUUCAACUGAAAAUCCAAGAAAAAUACAGUGUCUACAAUGCAAAAGAGUGGUCAGCGCGGUACCUAUCAACGAAAACAUGCCACAAGACAAACGCGAUUUAUUCAUAAAUCCAGAUAUAUUAUUUGAUGAAUUGGAUAAAGCGUGUGCUGAUUAUGAGAUUCAAGACCGUGAACAAGUGGCAGAAUUGAAACGAAUGGAUGAUGAGGUCGAAAAUUAUAAACGGGAGCUCGCCAAAUGGGAAGGUCAAAUUAUGCACUAUGAAAAAUUGCUAGAAGAGGAAAAAUCAACGUAUAAAGAGGGAGAAUACGAAUAUUACCGUGAUCUGAUGUUGAACGUCAUGUCAGAGGAUGGAAUUGAGACGCUAGUCGCCAUGGAUACAAAAGAAUUGAAACAAAUGAACGCCGCGCAAAUGAGUGAAGCAAGUCGCCGACCUCGUCCUGCGCAGACUGUUUCUUCAACACCAUACAAUGCUGACGCUACAGGCUUAAAUGUGUUAGAUUCAACUGUUGAACACUCAGUAAACAUGAAUGUUGGUGCGGUGGCUUUGGGUCAACAACGUCGAUCAAGCCUUUCCGGCCGUAAAGCAAUCAAACGACCACAAGAAACAUCAGGACGACGCACUGCUAAUGAUCGUCGUCCAUCCCGUGAAAUGGUUGAUGGUCUUACUCGGCAUAAUUCUCGUGAGCAUACUCGCCGUAAAAGUAACGAAACAUCAACACGACGCAAUUCGAAUGAUCGUCGUCGCCCGUCCCGUGAUAUGGUUGAUGGUCUUACUCGGCGUAAUUCUCGUGAGCAUACUCGCCGUAAAAGUAACGAAACAUCAGUACGCCGCAAUUCGAAUGGUCGUCGUCGUCCAUCCCGUGAAUUGCUCGAUGAUCUUACUCGCCGUAGUUAACGUAGCAAUUUACAUAAUAAUCAACAUCAAUAUUAUUUAUAAAAAU